Messenger RNA from Musa acuminata AAA Group (dessert banana), 835 nucleotides. RefSeq names its product glucan endo-1,3-beta-glucosidase 1-like. The record is from RefSeq and is a predicted model, not a curated record. Lineage: Eukaryota; Viridiplantae; Streptophyta; Magnoliopsida; Zingiberales; Musaceae. The transcript has 3 exons. The coding region runs from base 311 to 670 and encodes 119 amino acids.
AUAGAUGUAUUGUCUGAAGAAUCCGACACUUUGGGCUUUGUUGAUCACAAUGCUUACCCUCAAAAGCAGCAGACUGGAGUGUUCUCCAAGUUCUAAGCCAUGUCCUUGUUGGAUCUGGUCACUGAGGAAGUGCCAGUUAUUCCAGCUGCAAAAGAUCCACACUUCACGCUAAAGCAAGAACAUGAAAAGAUUCCAACAUACCUAAAGCUCGAAGGUAAGAAUCUAAUGAUGAUUUAACAAGUGGUAGAAUAUUAACACAAACUUCUUCAAAUGAGGAUACAGGUAGACGCAAAGGAGGAACAAGAAGAUCAUGAGAACUGCUCUAAGAAGGCUGCUGCCAUCAGUGUUGAUUCUUGUGUUGCUUACGCCAGGAUCAGAUGGGGAUGAUCUGGAGAAGCAAUGGUGCGUAGCAGAUGAACAAACACCUGAUGAUAUUCUACAAGCAGCACUUGAUUGGGCAUGUGGACCAGGGGGUGCAGACUGCAAGAUGAUCCAACCAAACAAGCCUUGCUAUCUUCCCAACACCAUAAAAGACCAUGCAUCUUAUGCCUUCAACAGCUACUGGCAGAGAUACAAAAAUCACGGAGGCUCUUGCUACUUUGGUGCUGCUGCUAUGGUUUCCGACCUAAAUCCAAGUCAUGGUGCUUGCCAGAUCGAGUCGCUUCCUUGACACAGCUCAGCGUAAACUUGUGAGAAAUCUCAGACUACGAUACUUGGUCAUCGUGUCUGAAAGGCAGCUCUUUCUUGAUGAUGAGUACGAGUGAAUGCAGCUCUUUCUUGUUCAAAUUAUGAUACUUCUCUGUGAUUAAUGACAAAGUUGCCAGAUUUCAGUCUU